Kluyveromyces lactis is the source of this 1536-nucleotide messenger RNA. RefSeq names its product Thi73p (gene THI73). Gene Ontology annotation, biological process: transmembrane transport. The transcript has a single exon. Gene Ontology annotation, molecular function: transmembrane transporter activity. Bases 1 to 1536 code for a protein of 511 amino acids. NCBI's taxonomy places the organism in Eukaryota, Fungi, Ascomycota, Saccharomycetes, Saccharomycetales, Saccharomycetaceae. Gene Ontology annotation, cellular component: membrane. The record is from RefSeq and is a predicted model, not a curated record.
AUGCCAGAUAAAGAAGAUCUCAGUGAGUCUGUUUAUUCCGUAAGCGAUGAGGAAGAUGUAGCUAGAAAGUUCCUUCUAAGUUCCGCAGCGGCCGAGUUGAAGGACGAUAAGAGCAUCGAACAGGAAGAUAUUACAGAGAAGACAACUUUCUUUGGGAACCAUGUGUUAGAUAAGAAGGUGUUGAGAAAGCUUGACAUAUUUGUUUUGCCAUUUUUAUGCUGUACGUACCUAUUGAUGUUUUUGGACAAGGCAUUGUUAAAUUAUGCCGCAUCGAUGGGGAUCAAGGACAAUUUGGUUGGUGAUGAGUUUUCUAAUUUGGGUACUAUUUUCUCUGCAUCGUAUAUCUUUGCAGAACCGUUUGCGGUGUAUUUGCUCCAAAGGUUUCCCGUGUCUCGAGUGUUGGGCUCGUUCAUCAUAUGUUGGGGUGUCGUUGUCGUUUGUCAUUGUGUUUGUAAGACAUAUGCAAGUUUGAUGAUUGUACGUGUUCUAUUAGGGUUGUUCGAGUCGUGUAGUGCUGUAGGAUGCAUUACAGUCAACGGUAUGUAUUAUACGAAAUCGGAACAAACGCAAAGAAUUGGUUACUGGGCUGCUCAAGCAGGAACCGGUUAUAUCAUUGGUGGUUUAAUGUCAUUUGGGUUUUUACAUUACCACGGAACUGAAUUUACCUCGUGGCAAAUCAUGUUCCUUGUUGUCGGUUUAGUGACCGUGGGAUUCGGUAUAGUAACCUAUUUCUAUUUACCAGAUAACGUUCCUAAGGCAUGGUUCCUUAACGAGAAGGAGAAAGUCCAAGUCAUUGAACAUAUCAGAUCAAACCAAACUGGUCUUGAAACAAAGAAAAUCAAGAUGCACCAAGUGAAAGAAUUGUUACUCAAGGAUAAAUUGACAUGGCCAAUGUUAUUAUUGACUGGUUGUUCUCAAAUUUCAACUGGAUCCAUUGGAACCUUUUCAGUGACCAUCACAGGUACAUUUGGUUUUGAUAGCUACCAGACAUCCCUUUUGCAACUUCCUAUCGGAUGCGUUACCAUCAUGAUUAUUCUAAUCACAACCCAAUUGAUAGGAAGAUUUUCCCAAUUCACUUUAAUCACGACAUCUAUGUACAUUCCUGCAAUCAUUGGUUGCAUUGUCAUGAUUUGUUUACCGUUAACAAAUAAAAUCGGUAACCUAUUAUCGUUGUACCUAUUAUACAGUGGUUCAUGUACCAUUACGAACAUUUAUAUCUGGAAUACUUGUAACACUUCUGGGUAUACCAAAAGGCUAGCAAGAAACGGGUUAACUAUGAUUGUCUACAAUAUCGCAUGUAUCGUUGCACCACAAAUGUUCCGUGCUUACUCAUACCCAAGAUACAUUCCUGCCAAGAUCGCAUUGCUAGUUACUCAAUGUGUUUGUGUUCCAUUGCAACUGUACAUUGGUUACACUUCUUACACAGAGAACAGAAGAAGAGACAAAGAACAAGCUGAGUCCGAAACUAAACCAGAACAGUAUCAAUUCUUAGAUAAGACAGAUAUUGAGAACAGGAAUUUCAGGUACAUUUAUUGA